Molecule: messenger RNA, 918 nt
Organism: Aspergillus tanneri
Lineage: Eukaryota; Fungi; Ascomycota; Eurotiomycetes; Eurotiales; Aspergillaceae
Product: TMEM199/VMA12 family protein
Exons: 2
Coding region: 1-918 (305 amino acids)
Biological process (GO): vacuolar proton-transporting V-type ATPase complex assembly
Cellular component (GO): endomembrane system
Source: RefSeq, a predicted model, not a curated record
AUGGUCCUCCUGGUCACCACUGCCCACAUCGUCUCGGCCUUUGAGGAUGUCCCCUCCUCCCGCCGUCAGGAACUUGACCUCCCGGACAGCUUAACCCUCGAGGCUCCGAUCUCACACAAGCAGUUGAUUCGCCUGGCUCGGUAUUUUCGAACCGGGACAGAGACAAACAUCAGUAAUGAUGACAGGAGUUUGAAUUCUCUCCUCCGCGGGACGAAGGUGUACGUUCCACCACCACCGAAGAAGCCUGAACCUAGCCCGGAAUAUCUGGCUCUUAAAGCCCGCCUUCUCGCAGCCGUUGAAGCAGAUGAGUAUAACCGCAUGACUUCACCGACUAUGGCUACAUCUACGCAAGCUCCAGCGUCUAUCUUCUCCUCCUCCACACCAAUGCUUUCGGCCAUCCAUGAGUCGAUGUCAUCCACGGACGAUACAGUCGACGGUCCGGAUGCGCUAACACCAUCGCUUGUGUUGAAUAUCUUUCUCUCGGUUCUCAUCACUGGCUUCAGUGUCUACUGGGCGUUGACCAGUUUUCAUACCCCAGAUUUGCUAUUCUCUUUGGUAGCGUCCACCUGGCGAUUGUCGAAUCAGACUGGUGUGCAUGGGGUCUCAGAGCCUGUGCGCAUCUUGCUGUCGUUUCUAGCGGCCUUGGUGGUCUGUGUUGCAGAGGUGCUGAUCUACGCUAUUUACUUGCGCAAGGUGGAACAAGCGCGGGCGCGUGAGAAGCGUAUCCCGGAAAGGAAAGUGGUGGUGGAGAGUGAUGUGGUGAGCGGUACAGUGAACACCAAGAGGGACGAUGCAGUUGAGAAGAUCCCGGAUGGAAAUAAAGAGGAGAUUUGGGGCCGAGGACCGAAUGGUGGACUGCGGCGGAGAGUGCGGGAACGGUGGGAGGAGAAGGAGAAUGAGAAGAAGGAUGGGGAAUGA